UACAAAUUGACGUCACGACUGAACAUCCGGCAGCUAUAAAGAGUCGAAAGUUUAAUUCCCUCACAGAUGCAACGGUGGUAGUUAGUUCUUUAGCCGUCUGUAAACAAAAUAUAUCACAAUGUCUGCAUGUGCAUUGAGAGCGUUUCUCCAGCGAGCGGCUGUCAUGCGUCAAGCGGCUCAACAAACGAGAGCGUUUCCUCAAUGCGUGACCGGGAGCUACACACACAGAAGAGGAAUAAACACAACAAAUUCACUUAGGGCCGAGGAGAAGGUGACAGUUCACUUUUUGAAUCGAGAUGGAAAAAGGAUUACGGUGAAAGCUUUAACUGGAGAAUCACUACUCGAUGUUGUUGUUAACCAUGAUCUAGAUAUUGAUGGAUUUGGUGCAUGUGAGGGAACUUUGGCCUGCUCUACGUGCCACCUUAUUUUCGAGGAGGCUGUUUAUAAGAAGCUUGGAGCGGUUUCUGAUGAAGAAAUGGACAUGCUGGACUUGGCUUAUGGGCUUACAGACACAUCUCGUCUGGGCUGUCAGGUGUGUUUGAGGAAGGAUCUGGAUGGGAUGAUUCUGCGUGUGCCAGACAUGAUAUCUGAUGCUCGCGUUGACAGUGAAAAAGAGUCCUCCACAGCCCCACCCAAAGUAUAAUCUAUAAAAUAAAGCCCAGCUGUGUCUCAUAAACACUGCAUUAUGGCGAUAUCUUUAAUAACAGGUAUUUUAAUAUGUACUAUUUUAAUAGAAAACUCAAUUUAAAUGAUAACAUUUAUCGUUUAAUAUUAUUUACAUGCUGCCAUAAGUAGUUUUUAUAAUUUUGGUGAUUGUAACUUUUUAAUUGUGCAGAUUCUGCCAUUCUUUGUGUCACAGUGAGAGGUGGGAGCGUCUUGUUAUACAUUUUGAAUGCAGAAAUAACUGUAACUGAUUUAUUGCAAUAAAUAUGAUGGUUAACUUUUUAA
Molecule: messenger RNA, 948 nt
Organism: Onychostoma macrolepis
Lineage: Eukaryota; Metazoa; Chordata; Actinopteri; Cypriniformes; Cyprinidae
Gene: fdx1
Product: ferredoxin 1
Exons: 4
Coding region: 119-643 (174 amino acids)
Biological process (GO): P450-containing electron transport chain; positive regulation of oxidoreductase activity
Cellular component (GO): mitochondrion
Molecular function (GO): 2 iron, 2 sulfur cluster binding
Source: RefSeq, a predicted model, not a curated record